Messenger RNA from Coniophora puteana RWD-64-598 SS2, 1623 nucleotides. RefSeq lists its product as uncharacterized. The record is from RefSeq and is a predicted model, not a curated record. Bases 1 to 1623 code for a protein of 540 amino acids. The transcript has 6 exons. Gene Ontology annotation, molecular function: protein binding. Lineage: Eukaryota; Fungi; Basidiomycota; Agaricomycetes; Boletales; Coniophoraceae.
AUGAACAGCGCUGUCUGCAUUCUCGAUUUACCCUCCGAAGUGCUCGCUCUUAUCCUUUAUAAGCUCAAUCUUGAGUCGCUCAUCUAUUCGAAACACGUAUGUCGGCGAUUUUGGAACACUUUCAAGAACAGCGCCCUUCUACAGUACCGAAUUGAACUGGAGGAAGCAUGUCUUCAGGAUGACUCGUCGGAUUAUGAGUCUACUAGUGUUCGUUCUCGCCUCGAAAAGCUCAGAGCUCACUGUCGUGCUUGGAGUACUUUGUCCUGGUCUGAGCCGGAGGUGAUCGAUGAUUGCAGCGACGCGGUAUGCUGGGCUCUUGUAAGCAAUGUGUUUUGCAUCGGGAGGCCAGGCGCUGUUGUAUGCCGGAAUAUCGGCCCUUCGAUCCCAUCUAUGGGACGGAGAACUUGGACGAUUGAACAUUGGAUGAGAGAGUAUGAUCUGACCAUCGAUCCAAUGCAAGAUUUGUUAGUUGUGAUGGGGAACAGUGACGAUGGGUCUUCAGUACAAAUAAUCUUUCUGGAGUUAUCAUCAGGUGUACCUCAUCCAGCUGCGAACGGGAUAAUUUCGGUCCACGAAACAUCGAUCGGCUUGGCUGAAAGACGAUACAUGGUUCAGAUUGACGGGUCUAGACUGGGAAUAUUGCUCGAAGGUAUUGAUGCGACAACCUUUUUUAAUGUCUGGGAGUGGACAUCUGGCCACCUUGAAUGUGACCUUGAGCUGUCUUUUUUGCAGUCAUUUUCCUUUCUUCCAGGCGACCUCGUGCUUUUCGCCAUCGCCCCUGGUAAAGCCGAAGUCACGCAGCUCAUCGUAUGCGACCUCUCCACGGACACUUACCUCGGGCGUAAAAUUGUCUUGAAUACAUCCGAUGAUAUCGGUCACCUGCCCCACAUCUGCAAGUUCAGGUUUUACGAGAACGAAGAAGACAAGACCAUGCUAGUACGGGUUCAUCCUACAUUGUUACCCAGCCAGUGUCCCGUACCUCCUUCGACUGGGGACUACCCCUCUUUCUGGCCCAAGGCCAAGGCACAAGUACUUUCUAUCACGCUUCUACUAGAAAGCGCUCGGAGUAGAUACGAAGUGCCAGUGAUCAUUCUGAUCCCGCUCUUCGAGAUCAUGCGCCAUAUCGAUCGCGCCCGUUCCACAUCUUUACUUCCCCUCGAUAUACGCUGGGACGAAUGGGGCUCAAGCAGUGCUCACAAGGAGUCAGUGGGACGCUACUUUUACUCUGAGUCGACACACGGUACUCGCUUUGCAUACCUUUACCGCCUUGCUGUGGGUAUGAAGGUCAACCCUCGGGACUUCAUUAAACGUCGGGAGUUUGUCUCUAUCAUAGACUUCAACCCUCAUGCACCGCGAUGCACUGACACGAGUGGGCCGCAAGAGGAGCUAAAGGGGAAGUGGAGCUCUACUCCCCAUCGGCCCGGGACUACCGAAGCGCCUCAAGGGUUCAAAGGAAGCAUACGGUGGGAGAAGGUCCUACUAGGUUCCGACUCAAUGGUUGCUAUCUAUGAUGGGCGCGAAGAUGGUAUAGAAACUGUAUUCGCCAUUGUCACGCUUCAGGAUCCGGCAGCAACAGAAUCAGACACUAUGUCAGAUAAAUAUACCCAGGGAUUGGAGGAUUAG